Ixodes scapularis (black-legged tick) is the source of this 2148-nucleotide messenger RNA. RefSeq lists its product as uncharacterized. Bases 1 to 2148 code for a protein of 715 amino acids. NCBI's taxonomy places the organism in Eukaryota, Metazoa, Arthropoda, Arachnida, Ixodida, Ixodidae. The transcript has a single exon. The record is from RefSeq and is a predicted model, not a curated record.
AUGGCACAAGCUCCAGACACGGACACAAUGGGUGCUUCAUCGGAAAGCAACGAGGAGUUCCUGGAUUUUUUAGGAGAAGCCCGAGGCGCGAUCUGGAACUUUUUUUUUAAUGUGACCGAGAACUGCAAGCUGCCCCACACUGUAGCAGAAAAGGUGUUCAGCGAUCUGCAACUCGUCUUUGAACAGAUAAUGAAGGCGUUUGCUAACGAAAUGGCAUCCAAGCUUGAUCUGUCCGCCAUGUCUCCCGAUGUGCUCUCGCUGCUCAGAUGUUCGUUCCUGCCGGACCUCUUCAAAGGAAUCCAGAGCAGACAUCUGCGGGAGCAGUAUGCCAAAGCACAUUCCCCCUAUGUAGAACCAAGGAAGUGUGAACUCGGUUCCCAUGGUGACAAAUAUCACUAUGUGCCACUACCAAGAGUCCUUGAAAAGCUCUGCGAGGUGCCCGACAUUGCUGCCCAGCUCAUGACACGACAAGCGCGCUGCGACGACCCUAAGGUGUACAGAGACUACACGGAUGGUCUUCUGUUCCAAAGCAUCAAGGACCUCAUCCCCGAUGGCACCCAGUACACCAUCUUCAUCCUGCUGUACAGUGACGAGGUUGAAAUUUGCAACCCAUUAGGGGCAAAGCGUGGGGUGCAUAAACUGCUGGCAGUUUAUUUUACCCUGCUAAACCUCCAUGCGAAACACAGGUCCCAGCUGAGAUUUAUUCACUUGGUGCUUCUUGCCAAGUAUGAUGACGUCCAGACCUAUGGCCUGGAGAAGGUUCUGAGCCCGUUGAUUGAGGAUAUCAACGAACUAGGAAUGUGUGGAGUGAGGUUCAUUGACAGAGGGCAAGUACAGAAUGCACAGGUCUUCGUGUUUUGUGUUUGCGGUGACAACCUUUCCAUGAAUCGACUUGGAGGAUUCACGUGCUGCUUUAGUCGAGGCAGGGUGUGCCGCUUCUGUAUGGCAUCUUCUAAACGUCUGCCAGAGCUAACCACAGAGGACUUUUGUACUAUACGUACAGCUCAGGCCCAUGAGGGACACCUGCAGGCCGUCUCUCUCAACCCCAAGGCCAACAAGAAACUGUAUGGCGUGAAUGAACGCUCUCCCAUGCUGGAAGUGCCAUAUUUUGAUGUGACGCGACAACUUCCCCCAGACCUCAUGCACGACAUUUUGGAAGGGGGCUUUGAGUGUGUGCUUCGGCCGGUUCUAAAUGCGCUCAUCGAGGAUGAUGUAUUGUCGUACAGUGAUUUGGACCGCAUCACUUCGUUUCAGUAUGGGGCAAAUGACAGCAAAAACAAACCUGUUGCGAUUAACAGGUCCUUCUUGACUCGCAAAGCAAGCCUGAAAGGCACCGCAACUGAGAAGUGGUGUCUUCUCAGGCUCAUGAGCAUAAUCCUUGGUGACCUGGUGCCAGAAGAGAAUGCUGACUGGGAAUUAUACCUUCAGUUCCGUGAAAUUGUAGACAUCUGCUUUGCAACAGUCAUUCCCAGUGAAUACCUUCCCUACCUGGAAACGGCUGUGCAGGCUUUUCUUUUGGCGUUCGCAGAGCGAUACGGAACUGCAGCUAUAAUUCCCAAGCUGCAUUUUCUUGUUCACUAUGCAAGGUUCAUCCGUGAAGUUGGACCACUGCCACAGUUCUGGUCCAUGCGGUUUGAGGCUAAGCACCAAUACCUCAAGAGCCUUGCCUCGCGUAUCAAAAACUUCCGGAAUGUGACACUGACGUUGUCGAAACGACAUCAACUGCUGCAAAGCCACCAGCUGAAGGAUAUGUCGUUGGCCGCUGAACUCGUGGCCUCGUCUGGCAAACCGGUCGAGCAGAAUGCCCUGCCGGCCUGUGCUCAGGGUGUGCUACCAUUGGAUGCACACCAGGUGACACAUGCAGCAGUGGACCACCGCAGCUACAGGUGUGGUGACAUUCUUGUCAGAGCUGCACAGAAUGAUGGGCCAGAAUUUUGGAGAGUUGAGGCUCUGUAUGUUGCCUCAGGCAGACUGCUAAUCUUGGUUGAGACAUUGACCAAUGAAGGGUUUGACAGACACAGGUUCUGCUACAAUGUGGGUAGGUCUAGCCACCGAAAACUCGUGGAGGCUGAGGAGGACGACACCCUACACUGUGCUCUGGACUUGUACAACGGCAAGGAAGUUGUUGUCAAAUGGGAGGUGGUUUAA